AGAUAAUGCACGACAAACACACCCUAUAACUCAUAACUACAAUAUUCCCCUAUGUCUAUGCCCCAACAACGGUAUCUUUUCGUAGGGUGUCUGGCUCUCCUUGUGCUGCUCAACACGGUUGCGACAACAUGGCUUCCCUCUCUCCGUCUCAUCGUCUGGGCCUUCUUCACGGGCUGCGCAGUGUCGUGUGUGGUGCUGGCUGCCGCAGUACUAUUUACUAGUAACGUCAACACGUGCACAACAUCCUCGGCUGGUUCAGUCGCCGAAGAAGAAGAUGAAGAUGAUAAUCCGCUGCGGCGUAUUAAGCCGCUGGCGAUCAUCGCAUCCAGCACAUGGAAAGCCGAGACCCUCGCAUUAUCCGCCGAGGACUCAUACACUCGCAUCCCACUCUUCCCGCCAUCAUUCCAGAUCUCACACGCUCUGGAUAACUUGCUGGACCUUGUGAACCGUGACUUCGUCUCCUCAUGGUACAGCAAAAUCUCUCCGCAGUCGCCGUCGUUCUCCCUGCAGGCGGAGAAUCUGAUCCGACAUGCUGUCCUUGAGAUCUCGCGGCGGAUACAGGCAAUCGAUGCGCCCCGGCUGCUCGUCGGGAGGAUUGUGCCGCUGCUGACAUCACAUUUACAUGAUUUCUCGGCGGCGGAGAGGACGGUCAGAGGGAGGCAUCUGAACAUUAACCUCACUGAGUCCGAGGAGCUGGAUCUGGCGAUUGCAUCCAAGUAUAGGAAUGGAAAGCUCCAUGUUGCCGCUGGGUUGGGGUUUUCGGAUAUGAAACAGGCGCAGCAGGAUCAUCUCAGGAUGCUUGUGGACAAGAUUCUGCCGAUGCUACUCCCAUCAAAGGAGAUGAAGAGUAGGGUCGUCAGCAUCAUUUCGAGGGAGAUUAUUGCUUGUGCGGUGCUGUACCCUACGCUACAGAUGCUGAGUGAUCCGGAUACCUGGAAUAAGAUCAUCGAGGCCAUUGGGAGAUCUACAUUGCAAGACCGCAAGACAGUCCGGAAACUGCGAGCAGCGCUGGACCAACAUGCAACUCCACACCCUCCAGACACAGCCCGUCACUCGCGGGCCGUCACCGGCACCUUGCAACAGCAAUUCAUCCGCCUCACACCCAAAGACGACGAGCGCUCCUUUGAGCGUUUCAUCCGGUCAAUUCGCCUCUGUAAUAACCUUUCCGACGCGCGACGACUCCGGAACGAAAUCACAGCCCAGCUCAAGCGCGACGCGAAACUGGAGAGUGUCGAGGGGUAUAGCGUCUACCUGCGGCGUCUGGAGACCGGGAAGCGGUUGAUUGAGCAGAGGGUGGUACAUCUUUCAGCAGGACCGGGGAGGGCGGGGGGUCAAGGGUUGGUUAGAUCGCAGUCUGAGAUUGUACUACCCGCGAAAAAUCACUCAUCGAGGUUGGAGUCGGCGACGCUGGAAGAGGUUAUGCAGGACUCGGCAGGGCUAUCAUACUUCAUGGAGUAUAUGGACCGCAAGCAACGGUUGGCACUGGUCCAAUUCUGGCUGGUAGUCAGCGGCCUUCGUAACCCCCUGGAGGAAGACAUCCCCUCUACGGAUGAAGAAGACAGUCUCGCCACGGCAGCCGCCAACUUCGCACCCUGGAGUGCGUCCGACCGCAACGACAUAGCACAGAUCCACGACGCAUACCUAUCCAAAUCCGAGCUGCGGAUCACGGACAAGCCCCGGCGCGCGAUAAAGCAGUUCUUAAAGUACGGGGAUAGGGCAACGCAGUCGCAAUAUGUCCGUGCGAGAUUUUCGAUACUGAGAGCGCAGACUGCCGUGUAUAAUGAUAUGCAGAAGAACGACUUUCCCGGGUUUAGAGCGAGUGAUCUCUGGUAUAAGUUCCUUGCGUCGGGGGAGAGGACGGCCGGUUUCAACCAGAGGAUUUUUGAUGACCGGGUUUCAUCACCGGGCAGAGGGUCAACGGGCCGACAUUCGUUCGAUGGGCGUUCAGGGACCGAUGGUGCCGAUAGUAAUAGCAUUGAUACUGACCCACUAUCGGCUUCUGCUCACAAUAUUGGUGCGGCUACGGCAGAGGAGUGGAAUAGCGAGGACCCGCUGUAUUCAACUGGCCCGAAAAUACCCGGGAUUCAUACGCCCGAGAGCAACAUCGUCGAAGCAAUGGAGGCGGCAUUGAAUGACAUCAUCGAAGGCCGUCCUAGUGCAGCGGAUGGAUCACCAUCCCUCGGUGCUGCCUCACUACUCGGCACAUCGGAUCAGUCCCAGAGGAGCUCGUUGGACUCUUUUCGAGAGCGACCAGAAGGCAAAAAGGACAAGAAGAAAUCUAAGCUGCUACCACCCAGUCUUUCCUCUCUAGGCCUUCUUGGGGGGCAGCCGAGCGGUGGCGUGUUCAAGGAGGACCUCUUCCCCGAGGAGAACCCGGAGGUCGCCGAGUCGCUCGAUUACACGCAGGUCGAUAAGACGGUUCACGACGACAACAGCGAUGAUGAAAUCCAUCAGGCCGCUCCUGGGGACCUGGGGCUUGCAGAGGCGAUUGUGGCAUUAACUUUUGAUAUUGAGAAGUUGUGUACGCAAGAGGCGGUGAUUGAUAGCUUGUAUAGGAAGGCGGAACUUACGAAUAAUACGGUGGAACUGAGGAUUUUGAGGAAGAGUAAGAGUAGUCUACAGAGAGAGAUUAGGAGGAAGGAGCUCCAGCGACAACAGUAUAUUGUCCAGGAGAGUGAUAACAGUCUUUAUGGUCGGUCGGAGGUUAGAAUCAAGUCGACAAUGGUCGGGAAUGAGAAUGGGCAGGAGUACGCUCUAUAUAUGGUGGAGGUUCAACGCGAAGGUGGCGAGCAACUACCAGCGGCGCAAUGGGUCGUCGCCCGGCGCUACAGCGAAUUCCUCCAACUCCACACGCAGCUAAAACGCUUCGAGUCGGUGCGGGACCUCGACUUCCCUCGUCGACGCGUCGUCCUAAAGCUACAAAAAGACUUUCUUGAGAAGCGGCGGGUCGCUCUCGAGCGCUAUCUCAAAUCCCUCCUCCUGGUCCCCGAAGUCUGCCGCUCUCGCGAGUUCCGUGCCUUCCUCUCCCAGCAGAGUAUCGAGCCGAUCCAAGACGGCGAGCAGGACACCGAAGAUGGACGCAAGGAUCUCAUGUCCCGCCUGUACAACUCUAUCGCGGAUGGAAUGGAAGACGUCCUGGGCAACCUCCCAAUCCUGGACCAGCUCUCCCUCGCCAGCGCGAAUAUCAUUGCCGCAGCUACAAAUCAGCUUCAGGCGCCGCAACCGUCCAAGAGUCAGAGCGACGAUGUAAACGCCAUUGCCGAGGCGGAAGCGGAGCUGAAUGCGUUUGAAGAUCGCGAGGCACAACCGUUCGUUAAGCCCAUCUGUGACCUCUUCUUGGAGGUGUUUGAGCUCAACAGAAAGAGCAAUUGGCUACGUGGACGAGCUGUUGUCGUGGUGCUGCAUCAGCUGCUGGGCGGGACGAUUGAACGGAAAAUCCGAGACCAAACAAAAGCCACGCUCGACGAAGAGUCGGUACUGGGAUAUAUCCAGCGUCUUAUGGAUACCAUGUGGCCGGAUGGAGCACUCUCUACGAGCAGCGGCGUGCCACGAACACAAAAAGAGAAAUCAAAGACGAGGAACGAAGCUACUGUUAUGCUGGCUAGCUUGAUCCCCGAACUCUCGGCCAGUGUAGUUGGAAGAGCGAAUGCCAAAUCGGCCAGUAGAAGACUAUCGGCUGUUUGCAACAACCAGAGGUUAAAGUACCUUCCCCUGAUCUCCCUUAUCCCCGAGUCCUUCAACUUACCAUAUCUAGCACGUCGAUUCUAUACACCGUACUAGAUGAGCUAGUAGAGGAGGUUUUUGGGGU
This is a messenger RNA of Tricharina praecox, 3808 nucleotides long. RefSeq names its product PXA domain-containing protein. Gene Ontology annotation, cellular component: intracellular membrane-bounded organelle. Gene Ontology annotation, molecular function: phosphatidylinositol binding. The record is from RefSeq and is a predicted model, not a curated record. Lineage: Eukaryota; Fungi; Ascomycota; Pezizomycetes; Pezizales; Pyronemataceae. Bases 52 to 3780 code for a protein of 1242 amino acids. The transcript has 6 exons.